CUUGUUGGUACGUUAGUUUGCGAGCGUUUGUCGUUAGCAUCGGACGUGUGUCGUGUGCGAUUUGAAUUGAUACGUUAAAUUCUUACGCGAAAAUCGGAGAACAAUCGUAAGCGCGUUUCAAGCGUUGCAAUUUUUUGGCGAAUCAUUUCCGCGUGCCAGCUCUAAAUUAAAUGCGCGACAAAGAGGCAACAGAAAUCAAAGUAUAAUAUUUAAGCUGACGAGCUGAGCGUUGCAAUAUUUGGCGCCGCGCGCGAAAAACUCAUUAAAAAGUUCGACGCUUGACAUGUUAAAUAUGCACAAUAAACACGCGGCACAACAAGGCAAACAUAAUUAAUUGCCCGCGCUCGUUUCAGUUGCUCUGUCUCUGUCUCUGUCGCUCUCGCUCUCUCUUACUCUGUCCUUCUUCCGUCUUGUUUACUUCUGUGCCCGCGUGUGUGUGUGUAUGUGUGUGAGUGCGCCAGUGUCACUGUGUGCGUGUGUAUUAUUUAAAAAUCAAAAUAAAUUGCAUUGCAAGCAUAUUUAAAUACGCAUAAACUCUGAAGAGCUCAACGGGAGUUUGCGGUUUCAAUUGUGAGUAAAUAGCGAACAACAACAACUGAAACGCCAAACAACAACAACAACAACAACUGUCGCCGCUGCUGCUACUGCUUGUUGUGCGCGCAAUUUCCGGUUUCCGUUUCCUUUACGCGACGUUCGCGAAGUUCUAAAAAAAAAAAUUAAAAAAAAAAACAUUGCUGCCCACCAAAUUUGUUAACAGCAGCAAUAACAGCAACAAAAAAGUGUUAAAUAGCUGUAAAGAUAUCCAGUGUUGCCUGACCAAGCAAAGAUUUGGAGCUAUUUCGCCUGCAGCUGCAGCGUUGCCAAUUCAAAAUAAUUGCCAAAAAAUAUAAGAAAAAUUAUUUUACUAGUAACAAUAGCAACAGCUGAUUGCUUACUGUUAAACCAAAAAUAUAUAAAAAAAUAAAUAAAAUAAAAAGUGCUGCCCACUUGGCGGCUGCUACUUUCAUUUUUGCCGUAACAAAAACAAAUUCAACACGGUGGACGCCGAACUGGCUCAAAGGAACAACAACACACUGAAACAGGUCCUCACACAUGUGGCAGUGAGCGGAAAGUUGAAGCGCAUCGGCAGGUUAAAUACAUUGGACACAGUUUGGAGAAGUGAUGAAGUCAUGAGACCGACAUUCGAUCGACGCCUCUGGAUAUUAUUGUUCAUUAUUUUAGUACAAUGCACCACCUAUACACUGCAACAAAAUAUCAAUGCCAAGUCGUUGCCAAAGACGACACCCGCCGAGCACGCAGCCAGCAAAUGGCGCAGCAUAUCAGAGCAGAGGCCACAGCCGGUGCAGAGUUCGCUCGAGCUAGCGGCAGAUGCACAGAGAAUGCGUCAGCUGGCAGCUGACCAUAAGCCGGUGGUGGGGCACAGCAGUGCGCCCUCCAAGUGUGCCAAGAACUGCGCCAAGGCAAAGGUGGCCAAGUGGAAGGCGCAGCUGAAGAGCCAUCGUGUGCACCAGGCGCAUCGGGCAGCCCCGCACAAGGAGGCUAAGCCGCGUUUGCGCCGGGAGACGGAGGAGGAGGAGCUGGAGCUGCCCACGGUCAUGUCCAGUGCCACCACAGUGGCAACCAGUGCCACCGCCACGACGUACGCAAACCGAACGUUCUCCGGGCUGUUGACUACGAUGAAGGCAAAACGCGCUCGGUCGACGGUGCAUCUGGCGCCGGAAGAUCUAAAACCCAAGCCCAAGGAGCCCGUCAUCAUAAUCGACGAUGUGGAGGAGUUCGAUAGCGGCACCGCCACGCGCGAUCUGUUUGCCAAGAGUCGCGACGAGGCGGAACUGAUGGACGACGAGGGGCCGUUGGAGGGUCCGCGGGCGUUGCCUCUGCGCCCGGUACUGCCCAAUCCCUACGAGGACGAGGAGAUGUCGGUGGUCUAUGCCGAGCAGCACUCGGAGAUCAGGCUAAUGUGCGAGGUCGACCUGGACAUAUCCUCCAGCAUGUGGUACAAGAAUGGCCAGGUGGUGCAUGCCAUGGACCGCACGACGCGCGUCACCGACUAUCGCUUUAUCAAGGAGGCUAAUGGAGCGCUAACCAUCACCAAUGUCAUGCUCGAGGAUGACGGCAAAUGGCAGUGUGAGGCGGAGAAUACGCGACGCUAUACGGAAAAUGCUCGGCCCGUCAAGCUGGUCGUCCUGGAUCGCCCGAAGCCACCGUAUUUGCUGAUAGAUUCGCGUCGCCUGGAUGCGGGCAACAUCUUUGUGCCAGUCAAAGAGAACUCGGAGCUGAAUUUGGCCUGCGUCAGCGAGGGCGGCAACCCGCGGCCCACGCUCACCUGGGAGGUGCUGCUCAGUCCCGGCGUGGAUCGGCAUGCCCAGAAGGUGUCCGCCGAGGUGCUGGAGCUGGAGGAGAUCAAGAACGAGAAGGAUAAGAACGGCUACAAAAUCAACAGCGGCGCCAAGAGCGAGGCGCGUCUGCCCGCUGUCUACAGGGCCCAUCACAAUGCAAGGAUUUUAUGUGUCAUGGAGCAUCCCACACUGAAGAUACGCCAGAAUGCCUCGCUACUCCUGGAUGUGCAGUAUACGCCCUCGUUUGCCAUCUCGCGCACACCUGGCUUUGGUUAUCCGCUGCGCGAGGGCAUCGAAGUUAGCCUCAAGUGCGAUGUCGACUCAAAUCCUCCGAGCACGCCGCGCUGGCAGAAGGACGACGGUGACACGCCGGUACCACAAACUGGCGAUGGUUUUCUCAACUUUACCUCCAUUCGACGGGAGCAUUCCGGCUGGUAUAAGUGCACAUCCCGGCAUCUGAACUUUCAAUACUCCUCGAUUGGCUAUUACCUCAGCGUGCGCUACGACUCGGUGGAUGUCACAUCGGAACCAGAUGAUCAAGAUGUCUCCGUAGCGGCUGCCUCGCACAAUCCCAACAAGGGGCAGCUGGAGGUGCAGCUCGGCGGUGCUGUAACACUUCAGUGUCCACAAGGCUCCCUGGGCUGCUGGUCACAUUUGGAUCCGGUUUCGGCACGUCUGCGUGGCCUUGGCUACGGCAGCUCGACUCCGACGGGCCAAUUCUCGCUCAAGGAUGUCAUGUACCAGGAUGCGGGCACCUACAAGUGCGUGGGCCAAUCCCCGGCCAACAAGAAGAAGCUCGAGGUGCUGCAAAGCGUCAUUGUUUCAGUCAAGGGUGCGCCCACAGUUGUCGCUCUGAAUGCCACGCCUGUCGCCUAUCCGGGCUCCCCUCUGCACUUGAAUGUGGAGUUCUGCGCCAAUCCGCCGGCGCAUGCGGCACGCUGGCUGCACGGCGAUCGCGUCUUUACGCCGGGCAAUCAGUACGGCAGCACCGUCCUCGCCUACUCGGUCAAGGAUCUGCCUACGCCCUACUGCAAGGAGGCGCGCUUGACCUAUGUCAGCAUGCAUGAGCGUGUGCCGCGAACGUUCUACUUCAUUGUCUCGUCGCCAGGUGGCGUCGCCGAGGCCGUCUUCAAUGUGAACUUUACGAAGCGCCACCGCCAGAUGUCGAACAGCAUCGACGACGACGAGGAGGAGGAGCUCAAUCGGCCAGAGCAAAUCCAUUUUCCGGUUUUCAGCAAUAACACGGCGAGCGGGCGGGCGAUGGCCAUGGACCUCCAGCUGGCCCUGGCGCUGACUCUAUUUGGUGCCACGCUGCUGCAGGCCCAUUAAUUCUUAAGAGCGUGAAAGAGACAAACACAAAGUGCGAACGAGAGAAACGAGUGUGCGAGUGUGUGAAUGAAAGAGAGAAUGUCGACUAUAAACGCAUGCAAUUCAUUAUGCUAUGUACUACGUACUACCCACUAUGUCUAAGCCCUUAUAUACAUACAUAUAUACAUAUAUCUACUAUAUAAACAUAUGUACUACUAUAUGCUAUCGCCCAGAACUACUACCACUACUAAUACUAUUCUAAAGCUAUGUGUAUGUGUAUUUGUAACCAAUUAGCAAAAGCAUCAAAAUGAAAUUAUGCCACUUGAACCCUUACCCACACCCUCACCCUCCUACCACACCCACAACACACACACACAAACCCACUUUUGUAGGCUUCUAAGUUGGCGAUUUCAACUUUUUACCUAAGCAUUAGCCACAGCUCCCCACACUAACAAAUGAAAACUAAUACUUGAUAUUUUUACUGUAGCUGUAAGUAACUGUAACUGUAACUAUAACUGUAACUGUGUGUGUACGUGUGUAGUACUUAGUAGCAGCGCUUAACUUGAAUGCCAAAAUAGAAAAGAAAAGAAAACAAAACUAAAGUACAUUUAAAUAUAUUUAAAACAUGAAACGAAAUACUUUUUGGUUUAUCUCUAUUGUUAAAAGUUGAGCCAUGCAUACCAUAAUUAUUGUACUUUAAGUUCCUUUUCGAGAAAACAAGCGAGAAACUUGCAAAGUGACUGAUUUUUGUUAAAUAUUUUGAGGCAAUUAGUGUUUAGAGUGUAAAGCGGUUAGAGAGUGCUUGAAAAAAACAAAUAAUAAA
Drosophila mojavensis is the source of this 4470-nucleotide messenger RNA. RefSeq names its product hemicentin-1 (gene tei). Gene Ontology annotation, molecular function: cell adhesion molecule binding. Bases 1170 to 3668 code for a protein of 832 amino acids. Gene Ontology annotation, biological process: cell-cell adhesion. NCBI's taxonomy places the organism in Eukaryota, Metazoa, Arthropoda, Insecta, Diptera, Drosophilidae. The record is from RefSeq and is a predicted model, not a curated record. The transcript has 12 exons. Gene Ontology annotation, cellular component: cell-cell junction.